This is a messenger RNA of Penicillium verhagenii, 1275 nucleotides long. RefSeq lists its product as uncharacterized. The coding region runs from base 1 to 1275 and encodes 424 amino acids. The transcript is spliced from 2 exons. Lineage: Eukaryota; Fungi; Ascomycota; Eurotiomycetes; Eurotiales; Aspergillaceae. The record is from RefSeq and is a predicted model, not a curated record.
AUGGAUCAUCUCAGAACUCCAGUACCACUCUCCGCUAAACCCCCUUCGGCGACUUUCCCUCCGACCCAUGGAUCUACUCGGCCCAAUGUGACCACAGAACCGCUGGCGCAAGCUGGCGACCAACUUUCUCGCAAUGAGCUCGAACCAACCGAGACUCGCUCCUCACAUCGACAUCUGACUGACUGGCACCUCGACGGCGCCAAGUUGCACAGUCACCGCCAUAAACAUAGCAAAUCUCGUGAGAUCCGCCUCCCACGCCACAUGAGCCAUCUUGCAUCCUCCGCAAGUGCUCGGGGCCUAUUGCCCACCUGGUCUGGAGGUCGAGAAAAGGAUCGCGAGGAAGAUGGGCUCUUGCGGCCCAUGACUCGGGAGACAACGCGAUCGCGCUGGGGGUCGGAUUCUACCUCCGGACUAGGCAGUAGCAGUCGAAGUCGCAAGGGCAGUAUUCUGGAUCCCUCUGAUCAACAGGGACAAUUGGGUCCGAUUCGCAGACAGGAGAUUCAAUCGCUGGAAGAAUUGGGCCAGGUUACAAAGCGAAGGAAACAGGGAGAACAAUACCUGCGUUCUGCACUCUCCUCCAUUGCGACUUUGGCUACCGACGUCACCCGGCGACUUGAUUACACCUACUAUAACCUGCUUGAGAAAAUCACCGCUCUCAACUCGACGAUCGGGUCUUUCCAGGACCUCUCAGAUUCAGCGUCGACUCUUCUCAAUGAUUUCGAGCGCGAGACUGCUGGACUCGAUCAGGAGAUCCGCAAGCAGAUUAAUGAUCUCCAGGGCUUCCAGCCUCAAAUUCAAAAGGCCGACGCAUUGGAUAAACGAAUGAAGGCCGGGCGGCAGCGAGUCGAGGAUCUCGGCAAACGUCUCGAGAGCGUUCGAGGCGAGAUUGACCGCUGGGAUCAACGAGAGUCGGAAUGGCAGUCUCGAGUCAGUCGACGAUUGCGAAUCUUCUGGGCUGUCAUAUCUAGCAGUCUGCUUGUUCUCGUUUUGGCUCUCGUUAUCCAGAAUUGGCCCGCGUUGCAGUCUCCGAGUUCGUUUGCUGAGCCGAGCGAUAAACUGAAUCAGACUUCACUCGGUGCCACUCCAUCUGAUACUUGGGAGUCGGUUCUGAGUGACGCUGAGGACAUCACCAGUGCUUCCUGGUAUCCAUCUGGUCUGGCAGAUCGUCGACAGAGCUUGGAACAGGCGAACAGCAUCACGGCCACGAGUUCUCGGGCUAGCUCGGAUGCUGUACCGACCGAUCUUGACCCGCUACGGGUCCUUGAUGAGUUAUAG